UCUCCCAAAUUUUAUACCCACAAAUUCCUUCUCCGAAAUUCCCUCUAGCCCUUCACUUCCUACACCCCUCCUUUGCCCCUUCUCCUCCCUCUGUACUUCCACUCUCCAACCUCUUCCUAUAUGCUUCUUCCCUAAACCCUAUCUGCCUUGGCUCACUGGCCCAAUAAGCUGUUGGCCGAAGUAGGCUCUGAGCACCUGAGCGAAAACAGAGUUUGAAAAACUGGUUUUGAAGGGUUAGUGGCAGAGUCUUUGUUGAGGAAGAUGCUGGAGAGGUCAGAGAGGGAAGUUCAGGAGGGGAGAGGGUAUAGUUGGGACGGUGGGAGAUUUUUAGGUCUGGAGUUCUUUGAUGAGGAGGGAGAGAAUUUGUGGAUUAGGAAUAUGAGUGCAAUGAGAAGUGGAAUUUGGAGUAUAAUAGAGAGGUGGGUGUUUUAUGGUUUCUGGUGUCUUCAGGAAAACUCUGAAUUAUUUCAUCUUACUCUGAACAGCCAGAAGUGUCAUUUCCUUUGAAUGCGGACAUGAAGAAUUAUCCAAUUCUCAUACGAAUACACAAAGAUUUUCCAUCAAAAAUAUCUUUGCCUUUAUCAUGGAUCAUUUUGGUACAGUCUUCUCUGGGCCAGAGUAUAAUGGUGAAUACUGGUGUUAAACUCGAUACAGUUCAUCAGUUAUAAUGACUCACAAUAAUUUAUUUCCAUAUAACGAUCUUAGUGUAUCAUAACCAUAUUCUUGUUCAGUGGCUACAUGUCUGGAAAAUGGUCUGAACUUUU
Molecule: messenger RNA, 764 nt
Organism: Moneuplotes crassus
Lineage: Eukaryota; Ciliophora; Spirotrichea; Euplotida; Euplotidae
Source: the annotation of a GenBank genome assembly